GUUUGAAGUCGCUUCGCUUUCUACGGUGGCCAGUGUAGGUCAUUUCUCUUUCCAUUUCCGCGUCUUGGCUCUGCAGCUGUUCCUGAGUCAGCUCCCUAAUCAAACAGCAGCUAAAUGGAAUGAGUAAAUGUGGCUUCAGCGUAUCGGAGGUCAGCGGUUUCAUAUCCGGGAUUUCUGUGGGACAGUCAGCUGACAGCAGUCAGGCAGCUGUGUGAGUGAGAACUUCGACAAGAAACUGAUUAAAAACCAAGUAAUCUCUGAUCAAGUAAACAUGGCAUCUAAUCCACCCAAACUGAAGAUUGAGAUAACUUCCAAUGAAAGGCUGAAAAACUUGAAGGAUCAUUUUGAAGCAAAGUUUGGAGAAUCUCCUCUCUUCUAUGCAUGUGCACCUGGAAGGGUAAAUCUAAUAGGUGAACACAUUGACUACUGUGGAUACUCAGUCCUGCCGAUGGCCAUCGAGCAGAACAUCCUGGCCGCCGUGUCUGUGAACAACUCCGGAACGAUCCAGCUGGCAAACACAAAUCCUCAGUACCAGGAUUUUAAAGUGUCCUGCUCAGAGGACAUCGUCAUAGACAGAGAAAAUCCAAAGUGGUAUUAUUAUUUUCUCUGUGGAGUCAAAGGUAUCCAGGAGAAGUUUGGGAUCGGUCGUCUAGCUGGAAUGUCUUGUGUUGUUGAUGGAACCAUUCCUCCCAGUUCUGGUCUGUCCAGUUCAAGUGCCUUAGUUUGCUGUUCUGGCCUCUUAACGAUGGAGGCGAACCAGAAAUCUCUUUCUAAGGUGGAUCUGGCUGAGAUAUGCACCAAAAGUGAGCGCUACAUCGGGACAGAGGGAGGAGGCAUGGACCAGUCCAUUUCAUUCCUGGCAGAGAAAGGAACUGCGAAGCUGAUAGAGUUCCAGCCUCUGAGGGCCACCGAUGUCCAGCUCCCAGACGGGGCCGUGUUUGUGAUCUCCAACUGCUGUGUUGAGAUGAACAAAGCUGCUUCUUCUCACUACAACAUCCGGGUGGUGGAAUGUCGGAUUGCAACAAAGAUGUUGGCGCAGGCUCGAGGUCUGGAUCCAAGCAGGUUGAUGAAGCUUUCUCAGGUUCAGACGGAGCUGAAGGCCUCCCUGGAGGAGAUGCUGGCCCUGGUGGACGAGGUGCUGCAUCCUGAGCCGUACAGUUGUGAGGAGAUCUGUAAAGUUCUGGGCAUCUCCACCGAGCAGAUGUGCACAGAGCUGCUGAGCGCUAACACUCAGCAUGUAACAAACUUCAAGCUUCACCAGCGAGCCAAGCAUGUGUACGGUGAAGCUGAACGCGUGAUGAGGUUUAAAAGCAUUUGCGACGCUGGAGCUGCAGGAUCCAUAGCGCUGCUGGGAGAGCUGAUGAACCAGAGCCAUGCGAGCUGCAGAGACCAGUACGAGUGCAGCUGCCCAGAACUGGACCGGCUGGUGGACAUCUGUCUGAAGUCGGGAGCCGUCGGCUCCAGGUUGACCGGAGCGGGCUGGGGAGGCUGUGCCGUUUCCAUGGUUACCAGCGAGAAGGCGGCAUCUUUCCUCCGAGCUGUCAGAGAUGCUUACUACACGCCGGACCCGUGCAGAGCGGCGAUGGAGCAACAAAGUCUGUUUGUGACGAAGCCGGCGGGCGGAGCUGCAGUCCUACUGGAGGAGUGAAUUAUACAACCGAUGUUUACUUGUUUAUUUUGCAAACAAAUCAGCUACAACAAAUGCAAA
Messenger RNA from Poecilia latipinna (sailfin molly), 1708 nucleotides. It is a transcript of the gene galk2, whose product is annotated as galactokinase 2. The record is from RefSeq and is a predicted model, not a curated record. Gene Ontology annotation, biological process: galactose metabolic process; carbohydrate phosphorylation. Lineage: Eukaryota; Metazoa; Chordata; Actinopteri; Cyprinodontiformes; Poeciliidae. The transcript has 10 exons. Gene Ontology annotation, molecular function: ATP binding; galactokinase activity. Gene Ontology annotation, cellular component: cytoplasm; cytosol. The coding region runs from base 272 to 1648 and encodes 458 amino acids.